Molecule: messenger RNA, 5514 nt
Organism: Sordaria macrospora k-hell
Lineage: Eukaryota; Fungi; Ascomycota; Sordariomycetes; Sordariales; Sordariaceae
Biological process (GO): transcription initiation at RNA polymerase II promoter
Cellular component (GO): transcription factor TFIID complex
Molecular function (GO): chromatin binding; RNA polymerase II general transcription initiation factor activity; transcription cis-regulatory region binding
Source: RefSeq, a predicted model, not a curated record
AUGUCAGGACUCGAGAACGGAGAUCUGGCCCUCGCCAGUACGAUGAACGCCCCCGACCCUGGUCCCGCUGCCGAGCCGUACGCCAUCUUGAGGCAAGAGGUGGAGCUAGACAUCAACUUCAGGGAGAAGAGCGUCAGCGGCAUUUGCACGUUCAAGAUCUAUCCUCUGAUUCCCGACCUGGAGGAACUCAUCCUGGACACGCGGCAAUGUGAUAUCGACGUCACAAACAUCACGGUCGACGGCUACAAGACACAUGCAGAGGCUUAUGAUCCAUACGACCGAAUGGAGCCUCCCACGAAUGCCCAAAUUGGUGCCACUCAACAUCACAUAAUGAAGAAAUGGAUGGCACCACUACUGCCAGAGGCACGCCGCCAGCUUCCCGUCGUGGAAAGGGCAGAGCAGCUGAACAUUAGUGUACCAGCCGAUGCGUCCCUCAGGAUUCGUCUCCGGCCGGACGCUCUCGUCCGGGAUGCUGAGCCGAAACGCAUUCUCAAGCUCAAGACCGCAAAGGCGGUAUCGGACAACACGACAGGCUUCUCAGACGCGAUUGAGGAAAUUACGGUGGUUGUGCCUUUCAAGUCCAAGAGAAUCAGAGAUGGUCUGCACUUUGUCGGCGUUGAGGAAGGUGAUCUAAGAUACCCACACGUUUACACUCGGCAUUCGCUGGAGCCUGGUACGGCGUCUUGCAUUUUCCCUUGCCUUGAUGAUCCUGGUUCUCGACAUUCCUGGACAAUCAAAAUCACCUGCCCAAGGACCUUGGGUGAUGCCUUCGCACAGCCUUUGGCUACCCAGUCUUCCCUAUCGACUCUUCUGGAGGGCAGUCGGAAACGCAAGGCCUCCGACAUUUCUUCGCACAACCCUGGGUCGUCUUUCACUGAAGAGGACAAGCUAAGGGAGAUGACUGUGGUCUGCUCUGGUAAUCUUACUGGCGAGCAGAUGCACCCCAAGGAUGAGAGCAAGAAGACCAUGAUUUUCGAAUGCGUGAAUACCGCUGCUAGGCACAUCGGUUUCGCCGUUGGCCCCUUUGAGCACGUUGAUCUCGGAGCAGAGUUUAGAACUGAGGAGGCGGACGAGAAGCUCGGGGCUAAUGCAGCCAGAAUUCAUGGCUAUUGCCUUCCCGGCCGUGUUGAGGAAGUUCGGUGGACCUGCAACGUUGUCGUGGCUGCUGCCGACUUCUUCGCCCCAGAGUUCGGCCGUUAUCCAUAUGAAGCCUACAAGAUGUGCUUUGUCGAAGAUCUGGUCCACGACACGGCGGUUGCAAACUCCUUAUCCUUGUGCAGUACGCGUUUGCUGUACCCCGAAGCCAUCAUAGACACGGAAAUCGAGGUCACCAGGAAGCUCGUCCAUGCCCUCGCCAGUCAGUACCUGGGAGUGCACAUCGUGCCAAAUGAGCGGUCCGACACUUGGCUUAUUCUUGGUCUCCAGUGGUUCAUGACGGAUCUGUUCAUGAAGACCAUCUGCGGAAACAACUGGUAUCGCUUCCAUAUCAAGACGCUUUCAGACAAGCUUAUCGAGGCAGAUGUUAGGAGACCCUCACUGCAUGCUCUGGGCGAUUACCUCCAUCUUGGUGACUUUGAGCUCGAGUUCAUGGCGCUCAAGGCGCCACUGGUCCUUUACAUUCUCGAUCAGCGCAUGUCCAAGAUUCCCGGCUCCACAGGUGUCGUCCGCGUCUUGUCCCAGAUGGUUUCGACAGCCAAUAUCUCCAACACGGAUCCCAAGGCUACCUCCCUUUCCUUUCAGGACUUCCGUCGACAGUGCGAGAAACGCAGUCAAUAUGUCCCCGACGAGCUGUGGGAUCAGUACGUGUUCGCUGCGGGCUGCCCAAAACUGGAUAUUCACCAAAAGUUCAACAAGAAGAACCUCAACGUCGAUAUCCAAAUUCUCCAAUACCAAGGGCCGGUCAAGAAAAGCAUCUCGAAGGACGAAUUCUGGAGGGAGUUGCAAGAAGAAAUCCACAAUGUCUAUGCCGGCGACGUCCCUAAGCUUUUCACUGGUCCGUUCACCGUCCGGAUUCACGAAGCAGACGGCACACCUUAUGAGCACUAUCAGCUCAUUACGGAGAAAGACAAAGGUGGGACAAAUCUGCAGAUUGCGUACAACACAAAGUACAAGCGCCUCAAACGCACCAAAAAGGCCAUGGCCGCGGCUGCCAACAGCAAUAGUGACAAGCAUGAAAUUCAGGAGGACGAUGUUGUCUACUUUAACAUGUUGGGCGAUGUUCUCACCAGCCAAAAGGAUAUGGAGGACUGGGGUUUGCAGGACUGGGCUCAAGAGGUCCAAACCAAGAUGGAUCAAGAGUCAUACGAAUGGAUUCGGCUAGAUGCCAACAUGGAGUGGCUUUGCUUCAUGAAGACCGACAUGCAGGAGUACAUGUAUCUGGCACAACUGCAACAGGACCGAGACGUCGUGGCCCACCAGGACGCGAUGCUCGCUUUCAAGCGGGAAAAGAGACAUCCGGUUCACUCGACGGUCGAGACGCGUACCGUGAUGGACAAGAGGUAUUACCAUGGUGUUCGAGUUAUGGCUGUGGAGGAUCUCGCCAAGCAAGCCCAUCCUGAUUUGAACUACAUCGGUAUGGUCCAUCUCAUUCUCUGCUUCCGGAAGUUCUUCUGCAAGAAAGUACCUAUCCCUGGCAAGAAGGAUGCCUAUAACUACCCAAUUGCCCCCAAUGAUUUCACCGACAAGGGUCAGUAUGCCAUCCAGUGUGCGAUUCCUGCGGUGCUGGCACGGACGACGGACCUACAGGAGAAAGGAAGGUGCUCCAAGCGGGCUCGACAGUUCAUCAUGGAGAUGCUCAUGUUCAAUGACAAUUCGGAGAAUGAGUUCUCGGAUCAGUUCUACAUCGCCAAGCUCCUUGAUGCCCUGACCACGUCUUUGAUCCCGCAGAAAGAGAUUACCGAGGGGUAUCUUAUCAAAAACCUGGAUCCUUUCGACGACGACGAUGCGGAAUUCAAGAGCUUCAUUGAGAAAACCAUCGAAGAGAUCGACAAGUUUCGCAGGAUGGACGAAUGGACCCUAACAUAUCAGAACAUCUGGACCACAACGGCUCUUCAUUGCAAGAUGAGGCUAAUGAAGGCUCGCGUCAUCCCUGAAUCGGCCCUCGACUUCGUGCAAUAUCUCCAGGACGACAACAUCGAUCUUGUCCGGAUCAAGGCGUUCGAAUGCCUGGUUGAGCUUGGGAUGAUCUCGAAGGCCCCUAUUCUCAAGCUUCUGCUUUCAUAUAUGAGCACCGACAGCUCGCCCUUCGUCCGCGAUCGCUUGUUCAAGGUCUUUUGCCAGGGAAUCGCUGCCAUCGCGUUCGGCGAGAACAAGGCUUCGGCACAGGAACUUGAAGCUCUUGAUGAUGGAGGUCUUGUCAUUGACCAAGGUGACGCAGAAAUACAGCAACGGAAGCUCGAUGCAGUGCGUCGGGAGGACAUCGCCCAUGCGCUUACUGCGCUGAAAGAAGAGCUGAAGGGGAACAGGGAAAUGCAAAUCUCCAUAUGGAAGGCAUUCAAUUCUCCAGUCAUUGGCCUGCAGGAAAAGCGUCAACUGCUGGAGCUCUGCUCGGCCAUGUUUGAACCGGAGGAUUCUCUACUUGUUACUAUGAAGUAUCCCAUCGUAUGGAAGGCGACCCGCGAACCGACGAUUGUCGCCGCUGCACCACCAGUCCUUGGAACUCCGCCGAAGAAGAGGUGUGUUGUCAAGUUCAAGUCGGAGUACAGGACCUGUCCUAAGAAUAGGGAAAUGGCUGCGAUCGAAGCUCCACCGCCUCCUGUGCCACUGCCGGCCCCGGCCCCGGCCCCGUCGACUGCCUCAUCGUUCUCGGCUGCCAGGGUGGAGAUCAAGCCGCCUGAGAAGAAGACAAUCGUGAAGCUACAAUCGCGACCAUCGUAUAUCGCUAAACCAAGGGAGUCACCAGCACCAGAGGCUCCCCCACCAGUACGAAAGGAGUCUAUCGCACUGGCCGUGCCCCCUCGGCCUCCUACGACUGCCGGUCCGCGCACUCCCUUGCCCACAUCAGUUCCAAGUGCUCCCGCACCCAAUCCACCCGUCGCUCAGCCUGUUAGCAAAUCAGCUGUGCCAAAAGCGGCUUCACCUCCUCCUCCUCCUCCUCCCGUGCCUGCACCCAAACCCCAGCAGCCUAACGAUGUUCCUGCGCCAAAGCCCAGCACUGUCAUCUUGAACAAGCCGAAGAUUGUCAAGCCGGUUAUCAAGCGCAAGAGUGAUGAAUCGCUUGAAGGAGCCAGCCCGAAGAAAAUCAUCAAGACCAACACCGACUCCUUCAGGAGUGAUCCUUCUCGCAACAGCUCGUUCAAGUCAGACUCGGCGCGGGGCGAAUUCUUUAAGAAAGAGGCUCCUCUACGAACCGAGGCUGCUCCCAAGAGCAGUUCCUUCCGCGAGUCUGCGCCCCAGGCUCCGACUUCCCGUACAUCGACAUUCUCCGUCCGACCCAACGCCAACGGUCGGCCCUCCAAGGUCGUCACGGUACCAUUUAGGAAAUGGAUGAAGCUAUCCGGUCGCGCUAAGCGCAACAUCGACUACGAACAGGGCCAGCGCGAGCAGAAACUGCUAGCCGCCACCGCCAGCGGCUUCUCCGGCAGAGAUCUUGCCACGCCCGUCCACAAGCGGUCGAGCGCUGCGGUCGGAUUCAGCAGCGGGUCGGCGCCUUCAUCCCCUAAGAGUCGGAUGCAGUCGCCUGCUGGUAAUGGAUACGGCUCGUCUAGUUCGUAUGCUGAGAAGGAGCAGCGGAGUAAGGACCGGGACAAGUUCCGGGAGAGGAUGGACCGCGACAGUGACCGCGAGCGCGAGCGUGAGCGUCCUCGCGAGAAGGAGCGAGACAAAGAAAAGUACAGGGAACGAGAUCGGGAUAGUGACCGCGAGCGUCCUCGUGAAAAGGACAGGGACAAGUACAGAGAACGGGAUCGGGACAGCGAUCGUGAGCGCGACCGACCUCGUGAGAAGUACAGGGAGAAAGGAACCGACCGGGGCGAUAGCGACAGGGGGGCAUCACGCACUGACAGUGACCGAGAACGCAACCGUGAUCGGGAACGGGAACGAGAGAGAAGUGACCGUGAUCGCGAGAGGACUGACCGCGAGAGGGAGCGGAUGCGCGACAAGUACCGUGAUCGAGCUGAUAGAGACAGCGACCGAGAGAGCGCCAGCAGCUACAAGGAUCGUGAUCGGGAGCCUCGCGACCGCGACCGUGAUAGAGACAGGGAUCGCGAUCGUGAUCGGGACCGCGACAGGCCAUCCGGCUCCAGCCUGCUCAUCAAGAAAGACCGCAAACCGCUGCCAGGAUCAGGAGACAGGGAGAAAGAGAGAAGACCAUUGCCUUCUGGAUUACCUUCCGAAAAGGCUCCGCACCCCCUCAAGGAAUCCCAUUCGCCUCUCAACCCGACUCCCGCCGCUGCUACGACCAAUGGUGGUGGCGAGCCAAAGAAGAAGAUCAUCAAGCUUAAGUUGAAGAGUAGUGGCAGUGGACUAGGCGGUGGUUCUGGUUCUGGAACGGCAUCAUCGUCAACACCUCGCUAG